Molecule: messenger RNA, 949 nt
Organism: Coffea eugenioides
Lineage: Eukaryota; Viridiplantae; Streptophyta; Magnoliopsida; Gentianales; Rubiaceae
Product: protein cornichon homolog 4-like
Exons: 5
Coding region: 119-532 (137 amino acids)
Biological process (GO): vesicle-mediated transport
Source: RefSeq, a predicted model, not a curated record
AGAAGUGGAGUUGUGAAGUACCCAAAGUUCUACAGCUUGUUUGAAGAGGAAAAGAGAGAGACAGACAGAAAAUUCAAUAGGAGAGAGAAAAAAAAAACAGGAGGACAGUAACUAAAGCAUGGGUGAUCUAAUUGCUUGGUUAUUAUCCUUUUUCAUCCUAAUUGCUCUUCUUGGUAUUAUCCUCUAUCAGCUCAUGUGCUUGGCAGACCUUGAGUUUGAUUACAUAAACCCAUUUGAUUCAGCAUCUAAGAUAAACAACGUUGUUUUGCCAGAGUUUAUCACUCAGGGAGUGCUGUGUUUCCUCCAUCUUGUGACAGGACACUGGAUGAUGUUUCUGCUAUGUCUUCCAUACUUGUAUUACGACUUUAAAUUGUACACUGAACGUCGCCACUUGGUAGAUGUAACCGAGAUCUUCAAUCAGCUUCCCUGGGAGAAAAAGAUACGAUUGUAUAAGCUGGGAUAUCUUAUUGUCCUUAUGGCAUGUUCAAUAUUCUGGAUGAUUUGGAGCAUUGUGGAAGAUGAGGAUUAUUAAGGAGUCAGCUUGCAAGUCUAUCCUAUGUUCUUGGUCUGGAUUAUCUCUAUGAUUGAAGACUAAUGUUUUGGCGUGACUGUAAGACCAUCGAACUGCUGAUUAGUGUUCUUUAUCGUGGGCUUUAUGUGCAGAUCUUUCGGUUGGGACCUGGAGAUGCAAGAUAAAGCUCUCUGCUCAUGACGGCCCUGAUUGAUGUAUUUCACGGCCAGAUUUAGGCGAAUUUUAUCUUUUCAAAUUUAAUUCUGCAUAGCCACCUUGUAUUUGUACCCUGUUUUGGGAACCAAAUACUGCAUAGCAGCAGGGAAACUUGUGUACAAUAAGAGGGCCAUUGUAUUGUUAUUGGUUAUAGAGUCUUCUUGCUUUGUGGACGUGACCCAAGACAUCUUGAAGAAGGCAAACAUUAAUCAUUUUUACCAA